CUUCAGAGCGACCAUUAAAGGCGCGCCAGGCUCUCUUGUAUUGCAUCCUGUUUGUUUGCCAGCUGCGAACUGUUGGACUUUUGUGGAACUACAUUUCAUUAAACAGCGCUAUGGCCGACCAGCUGACAGAGGAGCAGAUUGCCGAGUUCAAAGAGGCAUUCUCACUCUUUGACAAAGAUGGAGAUGGCACCAUUACGACCAAAGAGUUGGGGACUGUCAUGCGCUCUCUUGGCCAGAACCCAACAGAGGCUGAGCUGCAGGACAUGAUCAAUGAAGUGGAUGCUGAUGGGAAUGGGACGAUAGACUUCCCAGAGUUCCUGACCAUGAUGGCAAGGAAGAUGAAGGACACAGACAGUGAGGAGGAAAUCAGAGAAGCAUUCCGUGUCUUUGAUAAGGAUGGGAAUGGAUACAUCAGUGCUGCUGAGUUGCGUCAUGUGAUGACAAACCUGGGAGAGAAGCUAACUGAUGAGGAGGUGGAUGAGAUGAUCAGAGAAGCAGACAUUGAUGGAGAUGGACAGGUGAACUAUGAAGAGUUUGUACAGAUGAUGACGGCAAAGUGAAAGCCCUGUACAGAUCCCCUCUCUCUCUCUAUCUCCUAUAAAUAAUUUGCCUUUUUUUUUUUUUUUUUUUUUUUUGUUUAAUUUAUCUGUAAAACGUUAAGUCCCCCCUCUUCCUCCCGGCUGUCCAAAGGAACUGCAUGUAAACUGCAUAGGAUCUAACUCCUCAUGUCCCUUUCUUUUGCUGUCAUCGUGUGUUUUGGAGUGACGGUGCGGUUACACGAUCAGGUGCUUGUUGCGGCGAUACGGGGCGGUGGCGCGCAAAACCCUGCACGUCACAUCAGUUUGCCCCCCACCCGAUGCGUAGCAAGAGCGGAGACCUGUCAGCUGGCUUGCCAUUCGGCGACAAUGUUGGCAGGGCAACAAUGUAGAGGAGUAACUCUGCAUGGACUAUGGACAAAGUAUAUAAUAUAUAUGAAAUUUAUCAGCAUUGCACUACUGCAAAAGAAAAAAAUAUAUAAAAAAAGACACGGGUGUAUCUUCUAGAUACUCGUACAUAAACUCUUUUUGUAUCUGCUGUUCUGUACCAGAGAACUUGUUUGAAUCUUAUGAUGCUUUUUAAUGGUUUAUUCACUUUCACUUUUGUUUUCUUUCUUCUUUUUUUUAAACAGCUUAACAUCAUUGUCAUGCCUCAAAUAAUCCAUUCCAAGUUGUAUAUUUUUGUUUUCCAAUAAAAUUUACAACCCAAAAUUGAAAGGUUUCCUUGUUUGUAGAGCAUCCUUAGGCCCUUGAGAACUCGAAGCUCUUCAGUAUGUUGGCCGUUAUGCAUCCCUGAGCUGAUUAUUAUUAUUAUUUUCAGGUGGUUUUAAUCCACUUACAUCAACCAGAAUGUUUACAAUUAUUGUAGUAGAAAUUGUUCAUUUGUAAAUCAUCAUACAAUGUAUCUCUGAGUCAACUGGUCAAAUUACUAUGUGUAAUCACAGGAUAGGAUGGGGGGUGUGUCCUCCUUGUCAAAGCAAAAUAAACGUUCAUUAAAGUACUCUUAAAAGACAA
Clarias gariepinus (North African catfish) is the source of this 1550-nucleotide messenger RNA. It is a transcript of the gene calm2a, whose product is annotated as calmodulin 2a (phosphorylase kinase, delta). The transcript has 6 exons. NCBI's taxonomy places the organism in Eukaryota, Metazoa, Chordata, Actinopteri, Siluriformes, Clariidae. Gene Ontology annotation, molecular function: calcium ion binding. The coding region runs from base 111 to 560 and encodes 149 amino acids. The record is from RefSeq and is a predicted model, not a curated record.